Racocetra persica is the source of this 1875-nucleotide messenger RNA. NCBI's taxonomy places the organism in Eukaryota, Fungi, Glomeromycota, Glomeromycetes, Diversisporales, Gigasporaceae. The record is from the annotation of a GenBank genome assembly.
ACUGUUAUAUCGUUGAUCAAAUAUAUUUUCAUUGUCAUUCGAGCGAAUGAUAAUGGUGAAGGCGGUCCUUUUGCUCUAUAUUCAUUAUUAGUCAGACACUCUGGACUCUCUAUAUCUGCCGAGGCUCCGAGAUUGGAUGAUGAGACUAUAGUAAAUUACAAUUCCGAACCAAAUCUUAAUAACGGUCCGAACAUUAUCAAACGUAGUAAAUUCAUACAGAAUUUGUUAUUAAUAAUUGUCAUGCUUGGUUCUUCCUUGUUAAUCAGCGAUGGCAUGUUAACUCCUGCUAUAUCGGUGAUUUCGGCUAUUGAGGGUUUUACGCUACAUUCACAAGAGUUAAAUUGGAUUACUGUCCCUGCGAGCUGUGUUAUUCUUAUUAUACUAUUCUUGGGGCAACGAUUUGGCACGGGAAGAGUCGGUGAUUUCUUUUCCCCAAUUGUUUCUCUUUGGUUUAUUUCUCUAUCCGUUAUUGGCAUUUGGAAUAUAACAAGGUUUCCAGAAAUCUUGAAAGCUUUCAAUCCUUACUAUGCCAUUAAGUUCAUCUUUCUAGAUUCUGGAUAUCAACAUCUUGGCGGUGUUAUACUAGCAUUCGUUGGAACCGAGGCAGUGUUUGCGGACCUAGGACAUUUUAAUCGAAGGUCAAUUCAAUUAUCCUUUCCAUUCUUUGUUUACAUUCCUUUGUUGUUCACAUACAUGGGUCAAGGUGCAAUUUUGAUUUUGGAUCCCAACAAACAUGACAAUCCGUUUUGGCAUUCUAUUCCUUCUCACCCAGUUGUUUAUUGGUUUAUGAUUAUUUUGGGUACUUUGACUUCAAUUAUUGCUUCUCAAGCUAUGAUUACCGCAACUUUUUCCCUAAUUUAUCAAUCAAUGCAACUGGAUUGCUUCCCAAGAAUUGAUGUUAUUCAUACAUCAAAAAAAGUUAAAGGUCAAAUUUAUCUUCCUGAGAGCUUAUGGGUUAGCUAUUUCGUUGGUGAUGCUUAUAACGACAAUUCUUUCGAUGGUGCAUUUUUAAGUCUAUCCGCAGAAAAAUUACUUCAUGGUGCUUGGUUUCCUCUAAUUAUGGCGACGAUUCUUUUUGUUAUCAUGGGUUUAUGGAGAUGGGGUACAAGUCGCAAGGUGAAAUACGAAUCUUUGCAGAGUACCAAUCUCGAUGAAAUUUUUGAAGUUAUACAUCAUACUCCACCUUUGAGUAUGACUGCGGAGAAAAGUGAUGUUUCUGAGAAUGGCGCGCCUAAAGAAAAUUCCAAAAAUCCAGCACGAAAUAGUUUUUCGAAUUUCUCUGUUAAGUCUAUAGAAACAAUUUUACAAAGAAAUAUAAUACGGCAGUUCGGAAAAACAUCAAGAAUUCGUAUGUUGGAUACUGGAUUCUUAAUAACACGACUACCGGGUAUCGUCCUAUUCUAUAGUGACGUCGGUUCUUGCAUCCCACUUUCAUUUACACAUUUUAUAAAUCAUUUUCCUGCAUUACCUCAAAUAAUUAUCUUCAUGACUAUUCAUCACGUAGCCAUUCCGCAUGUUAGUGAAGAUGAUCGUUUGAUAGUCAGUAAAAUCGGCGAUUAUGAUGGUUGUUAUCAAGUAGUUUCAAGAUAUGGUUACAUGGAUGAUGUCAUACACGGAGAAGAAUUUAUUUCUAAACUAGUUGCUUCAAUACAAUUUGCUGAUAAACAUUUAUCAGAAAAAAUAGUUCUACAAGAAUUACCUGUUACAUAUGUUUUUGGUCACCAAAUUUUUUCACCGAAACCUAGUUCUCCAUGGUGGAGAAGAUAUUUGGUUAAGUAUUAUAAAUUUUUAGUGAAUAAUUCAAGAGAACUUUAUAGUAGUUGGUACAUUCCUUCCGAAAAUUUUAUUGGUGUUGGCAUGAAGACUGAAAUUUAA